AUUAUAGAGCUGAGCAUGAUUUGAGAGUGACACUGACAGUGACAGUGACAAUCCGAAGCGCUGUUUAUGGACUAAGGGUUCUGUAAAAUUUUAUUUUCAUUUACUUAUACAUAAAUGUUAAAUGAAAUAAACAAUUUCUUGAGUUUUAAACAUUGACAUAGAUACAAUACUAUUUAUUUAGUUGACUUACGAUAACUUUAGUCAAUAAUAAUAAAUUAAUAAAAGUAAAAGGUGGCGGAAUGUCGCUGGAGCAUCGGAUCAAGGAGGAGCCUGAUCUUGGGGCCGAUGAGGCUGAUGGCAAUGGCCGAGAGCUCUUUGAGCACGAAGUAAUGGUGCAUAUAAAAGAGGAGCCGCCACGCUCGGACAGCGAGGGCUCCGAGGGCACGCCGACCACCCCGCAGGAGCAUGCCGUCGAGGAGCGCGUGGUGGGAACAGGAACCCUCCAGCAGCCUGGCACAGCGGGCGCCACACAAGCCGAACCGAAUGUCGCCAAAGUUCGCGUGAAGCGAGAGCUGAUCGACCAGGAACGCUUAACGCAGGAGAUAUCGCCCUGCGUUUGUCAGAUCAAAGUUGAGCGGAUAGACACGGUGGGAGAGGGAUGCAACGAUCUGGAGAGAUCUGUUGUGGAGCAAGUUAAACAGGACACAAGCCCUCGUGUGGAGCAGGUCGUUACGAAUACAAGCCCUGGUGUGAAGCCGCUCGUGGACCCCACAGAGGGGAGCAGGCGGAGAAAGCUGGCUCGCACUCAAUCUGAAGUGCGUGAUGAUUCCGCUGCGAAGUCGUCUACCGGGCGACAGAAGAAACCAAAAGAAAACGGCGAAACUUUGAUAAGGAGUCUAAAAAAAAGGCAACCAGGGCCUCACCUGUGUGAUGUGUGUAACAAGGAGUUCAAGAAAGCGAACAAGUUACUGAUACAUAAGCGAACACACACCGGGGAGAGGCCGUACACCUGCAACAUAUGCCAAAAACAGUUCUCGUAUUCCAAUGGUUUGAAGGUACACCUAAGAACCCACACUGGGGAAAAACCACACGUGUGCCAAACGUGUAAUAAAAAUUUUGGACAGUGGAGCUCUUUGAAAGCCCACGAAAGAAUCCACACAGGCGAGAAACCAUAUUCAUGCGAUAUAUGUAAAAAAGAAUUUGCACAACUAAAUAACCUGAACAAACAUCAGCUCGUUCACACUGAAAUAAAGCAAUACUCCUGCGAAAUAUGUAAAAAAGAGUUCAAAGACAAUAAUAGUUUAAAAAGACAUGAACCGAUUCACAUAGAUGAAAAACAUUUUCCAUGUGGGAAAUGUAAAAAACACUUUGCAACAGCGCGCCAUUUACGGGACCACGAGAGAGCGCACACAAGGAAAAGAAAACGUCAUUCCUCUGGGACUAGUUAAUAUAAGUUUUUACUGUCGAUAAUUUAUAGGAAUAUGAGAGAGAAACCCUUUUCUUGCAAAAUAUGUAAUUCACUAACUCAAUAAUUAAUACCAAAGAAACAUUCGGAAUUGAACCUAAACUCUGAGAUGGCUCAUUCCCAAAGUUGGAGGACAUCUAAGAGUCAAGCGUACAGGAAACACUCAGCCGACCGCCCUGAAUAACCAUCACGCGGCGUUCCGGCCAGAUCCCUCCCCUGCGGUACACACUACACUUUUUAACAGUUUUCAAUAAAAAAACAU
Cydia pomonella (codling moth) is the source of this 1667-nucleotide messenger RNA. Its product is annotated as zinc finger protein 184-like. The transcript is spliced from 4 exons. Gene Ontology annotation, cellular component: nucleus. Bases 240 to 1388 code for a protein of 382 amino acids. The record is from RefSeq and is a predicted model, not a curated record. NCBI's taxonomy places the organism in Eukaryota, Metazoa, Arthropoda, Insecta, Lepidoptera, Tortricidae.